AUGGGCGCCAGCGAAGCGGCAGAAGCCUCCAAUAUUCGAAUCAGCACCACCUCUCCCUCUUCGACCUCAUCAGCUCCUCGCGAACAUGCGUCCGAGUCGCACAAAACGGGCUUGCCAGUCUUCAAGACUCUGCGCAGGAUGCCCUCUGCCUUCAACCCUGCAAAUAAUGCGACAACGGCAUGGACAGUCGGCCAACAAAAAUCCCACGGCAAGGACCACGCCGCAUCACCAUCCGCCGCUGCUGGUGCUCCGUCCUCGACAGCAAACAAAUCCUCCAAUGACUCAGCCGAGGCGAGCCCCUCGGAUCCGUUCUCGGCACGAUCAAAGUUCCUCAAGGCAUUCGGCAAGUUCAAGAACAGGCAUCUGUCUCAUAAAAGCGACAGCGGCAACAGCACCAACACCAACAACCGCAUGUCAAUUUCGGCCUCGCUUGCCUCAUCCUUCAUCCUACCGCCCAUACAGCUCGACCAUGAGCUCUCGAUGACCUCAGCCGACCAGGGCUCGAGCGCCAUCCACGGGCAUUCCGAUACUGCGUCGAUUUCAAUGAGGUCUUACGUUGAACCAACAAUCCAACAGGGGGACACGGAGCAAUUGCAAUUUCAGGAUAUUGAUAUGGAGGACUCUGAAGCGCGUCGCACACUUCCCCAAGGCGACCGCUCAGCGCCGUCAUCAUCGCUGGUCAAGUUCAAGAAUCGAGUCCACAACACUCUUGCUUCUAUUAAAUCAUCCUCCAACCUCAGAGAGAAGGCACGCUCGCAACAGACUUCUCUCUCUGCUCCCGACUCCACUCCUGUCUCCGCGCCCAUCUCUACACCUAUCUCUACAUACAACCUUGAAUCCAGUCCCUCAUUUCCAACGUCAGCCUCAGCGCAGCCUCAACAGCUCCAAUCUUCCUCUAGAUCCAUCACCUCCGAGCCUCAGCAAACCAACCCUAUGCUUCGACUCUCGAAACCAUUUUGGACACACCCUCGUGUUCGUCCAGAGUCGAACUCCCCCAGCAAACUUAUGUUAUGGGGAAACAAGAGUAGAUCAAGCUCACUGGUGGACAGUUCUCCCUGCAGCAAGACACAGCAUGUAAACUUGGAUGCGGUGAUGAUUUCGCCCGAGCUUGGUCCACAGCAGCAACAGCAGCAACAACAGCCAGCGCACGAUACCGCGGACGAGUUGGAUUCGGACGACGACUCUAUCGAUUUCAUUAUGCCGGGUGACUACAGCGACUAUACUCAAUUUGCAGAGCUACCUCUCAAAAAGCGCAAGAAGCUUCAGGCAGCAGCAGCAGCAGCCUCUGCUUAUGCUGCAACACAAGACCCCUCUAACAAGCGCCCCAAUGCCGUGAAGCGGUUUUUGCUUCCGCAAAAAACUGCUUCUGAUAAAGACAAGACCAAAGCGAAGGAGAACAAUCAAGCCGUUAAGGCCCAGAGCAGCGAUGCUGUCGAUGCUGGUACUUUCACUGACCAAACGAUUCCCCAGAGGAACAGCAAAAAACGACCCAAGGAUCAAGACUCGAUCGAACAGCAACAGCGGCAAGAAGCAAACGAAAUGGGCAGGUCGAGCUCCGGAGAGCCGUCUGAAUGGCGCAAGGCCAUCAUGAAGUCGCUCCAUCUUGGCCGGGCAACGAAGAAGCUCAAGAACAUGCCGUCCGCUGAGCAGUCUCCAGUGGGAUCGCCCAUCGAGACUAAGGCCCCCUCUUUGGACUUGGUGAAGACCCACGAGCCUUCGCUGCAGCCAUCCCAAAGAGACAGCGGUGUUUAUUCAGGAGAUCUCAGCAGUCGCCCAAAACGGUCUGAGAGUAUCAGUUCCGUGCGCUCGCGCUCUAUGGGCACCUCGACCCAUCCGGCUUUGUUGGCUACGACUGUAUCACCACCAAGAAAUCCAAGCACACGACGCGAGACCCUUGAGAUGGCCAUGCGCCGCCGUCGACGGAGCAGCGCAGCCCAUUCUAUAUUUGUUAACCCCCCCGCUCACCUCGGAUUGCCUAGCGCCCAGAACUACUUUGAUGACGAUGCGGCUUCAACUCAUGUAACGCACACGUUUACGAGCUUUACGCUUGAAGUAGCCGAUUUGGAUCACGCACAUGCCAUAGUCAACAAUUCUGUGGUCCCAGGACUCUUCAACUUCAAGCGUCAACCCCGAUUGACGGUGUCUUCAAUGCAGCAGUUGGACACGGACCAGGAUUUUAAGGGCUUUGAUUCGGACGGCGAUGCCAUGAGCGGCUACACCGGCGAUGCUGAUGUGUCGAUGGAGGAGAUUUUCGUCCGCCCCAGAACUCCAACAGGAUCCAAGGCUGACAAAGGGAAAGGGCGCGAUUCGGGCUCGAGAGAGAUGUCGCCGCGAAGGAAGAUGUCGAUCGGCGAUGCUGACUCUGACACCCUCCCUGAACUGCCUGCACUUUCCAUUCGUACAAAAGACGUUAGCCGCAGCAGCAGCGGUGGCCGAAUCGCUGGCAGUCAUACAAGAGGGUCCAAGGACAUUAAGACGGGCGGGGCCGUCCCUAUCCCCAACACUUCACCGCAAGGCCAGCCGGAAUAUUCUCAAUGGCUCCCCUGUUACGAUCAACGUAUCACCGGCAACAACAACCUCAUCUUCACCUCCAAGAAAUUCGCCCGCACAAUUUUCAGCGGAUGA
This is a messenger RNA of Gamsiella multidivaricata, 2625 nucleotides long. RefSeq lists its product as uncharacterized. The transcript is spliced from 3 exons. Bases 1 to 2625 code for a protein of 874 amino acids. NCBI's taxonomy places the organism in Eukaryota, Fungi, Mortierellomycota, Mortierellomycetes, Mortierellales, Mortierellaceae. The record is from RefSeq and is a predicted model, not a curated record.